AUGACGUCGCUAUCGAAAGUCAAGCAUGUCGUUCUAAUCCUGUCCGGCAAAGGCGGAGUCGGCAAGUCGUCUGUAACAACCCAGCUGGCCCUCUCCCUCGCUACUCUCGGUCACAAUGUCGGAGUUCUAGAUAUCGAUCUCACAGGACCAAACAUUCCUCGGAUGUUCGGUAUCGAGUCAUCUACCGUUUUAUCCGCACCAGGAGGAUGGAUUCCAGUAACUGUAGAUGGCGGGGAGACAUUGGAGAAGAGUGGUGGGAGUAUAAGGUGUAUGAGCUUGGGUUUCUUGUUAAGGGAUCGAGGAGACUCGGUCGUUUGGAGGGGGCCGAAGAAGACGGCUAUGGUCAGGCAGUUUUUGACAGAUGUUUUGUGGGGAGAGAUGGAUUAUUUGCUAGUUGAUACACCGCCAGGGACUUCGGACGAGCAUAUAUCAUUAGCAGAACAGCUUCGGACUCUAACGAUCGUAGACGGAGCAGUUAUUGUCACAACUCCGCAGGCGGUUGCAACAGCAGAUGUUAGGAAGGAGGUCAACUUCUGUAAGAAAGUCGGUAUUGAUAUUCUAGGUGUAGUCGAGAAUAUGAGCGGCUUUGUCUGUCCGCAUUGUGCAGAAUGCACGAACGUAUUUUCGUCUGGUGGAGGAAAGGUGUUAGCACAGCAGUUCGAAAUCGAUUUCUUCGGGGCCGUACCAAUCGAUCCUACGUUCGUCAUGAUGAUCGAGGGGGAAAUCAAAGACGAGGAGGGCAAGAAGGAGUCGCUGCUCGACAAGUAUCAGAAGAAUGCGCUGUCCCCAAUAUUCAAAGAUAUAGCUAGCAAGGUAGUGGCAAAGACCAUUCCGACGCCAGGGGAUGGGUGA
Molecule: messenger RNA, 852 nt
Organism: Orbilia oligospora ATCC 24927
Lineage: Eukaryota; Fungi; Ascomycota; Orbiliomycetes; Orbiliales; Orbiliaceae
Exons: 4
Coding region: 1-852 (283 amino acids)
Biological process (GO): iron-sulfur cluster assembly
Cellular component (GO): cytosol
Molecular function (GO): ATP-dependent FeS chaperone activity; ATP binding; 4 iron, 4 sulfur cluster binding
Source: RefSeq, a predicted model, not a curated record